Punica granatum (pomegranate) is the source of this 1301-nucleotide messenger RNA. Lineage: Eukaryota; Viridiplantae; Streptophyta; Magnoliopsida; Myrtales; Lythraceae. The record is from RefSeq and is a predicted model, not a curated record.
CCUCCGAAGAACAAUCAUCCCAUACCAAAAAACUAAAUUCAGUUGACGAUAAAAGAACUGAAUUGAGCUUCUUAGAGGAGAAGAUAUCAUAAGUUUGGGAAGCACCAUGACUUUACUCGCAUUUGUUGCUUUCAUCAGUCUUUUCUCAAUAGCAACAACCAUUGGAGAAGCUGCAAGGAAAGACCCGGGAGAGUACUGGGUGUCAGUAAUGGAGGAGGAGCCGAUGCCUGAAGUCAUCAAAGGACUCAUCGGUGCUCUUGACUCGCGAGCUGAAGAAGAUCUUCCUCAUGAUCAUUCCCGUAUGCAUCGUAGCCACAAGAUGACCAAAAACUGUGAGAUUGAGACCUCUGGUGAUCGCAAGGAGAAGAAGCCCUAUGCCAAGGACAUCGAGCCCAGGCCCAACGUAUCAGCUUAUGGGGACGACAAAGUUAAAGUAGCUGGACACGAUGAGGAGGAGAAAAAGAAGUUCACUGAUGAGUUUGAGCCAAGGCCCAAUGUAUCAGCAUAUGGCGACGAUAGCACCAAGGCCGAAGAGAAGGAGAAGAAGAAGUUCACCGAUGACUUUGAGCCUAGGCCCAACGUAUCAGCAUACGGGGACGAUAGCACCAAGGUUGAAGAGAAGGAGAAGAAGAGGUUCACAGAUGACUUUGAGCCUAGGCCCAACGUAUCAGCAUACGGGGAUGAUAGCGCCAAGGCCGAAGAGAAGAAGAAGAAGUUCACAGAUGACUUUGAGCCUAGGCCUAAUGUAUCAGCAUAUGGUGACGAUAGCACCAAGGGUGAAGAGAAGCAAAAGAAGAAGUUCACAGAUGACUUUGAGCCCAGGCCAAAUGCAUCGGCUUAUGGUGAGGACCACGUCAAGCUGAGCAAAGAGGCAAAGAAGAAGCUAACUGAUGACUUCGAGCCGAGGCCCAGCAUCACUGAUCAUAGAGGCAAAGAAAAAGAGGAGAAACCAUUCGCAGGAGAUUUCGAGCCGAGGCCUAAUGUGUCGGUCUACCAAAGCUAAAUUAAUCAGCGACUAGACUACAGAUGUACGCAAGUCUAGAAUGAUCGAGUCCGAUAAUAUAGUAUUGUACAAGGAGCAAGAAUAAGCGUUGAGAGUGUGCUCUCUUGUGAAUAGCAGUGUUGUCAUCUCAUGUGUAUGUCUACUUGCGAACGUACCCAUCUCAACGUCAUAGUAAUGGUAUGUGUUUUACCUGGUAUUUUGAAUUUAGCUUUUUUUCUUUUUUUACUUGAGAGUAUUUUGGUCGUCAGUCGUCUGUAUUAUUAGAAAAUCUUAAAUGAAUUUUUUCCUAUGGUAUCAA